AUGCCUGAACGUGUUAUUCCUUAUACCCCAAAGGGGACUCCCAAAGUCGAGACAGUUGUCUAUAACAAAGCUAACUUCAAGACAGUCACUUGGAAAGUCCCAGAGGGGGUUACUUAUAAGGGGAAGAUCAUUUAUGUCCAUGGGUUCUCGGAAGAGAGUGGACUUUAUACUGAAUUUUUCGAUAAACUAAGUCAACAAGGUUACGAAAUCUUCUUUUUCGAUCAAAGAGGAGCUGGAGAAACCGGUAAAGGUGGUGAUGUAGGAGUUACAGAUGAAUUCCAUACAUUUGAUGAUUUGGAUUUCUUCAUUGAAAGAGAAGCAGGUAAAAGAACCGACCCCGAAGAGAAGUUCACUCUUAUGGGUCAUUCUAUGGGUGGAGGGAUUAUUUUGAAUUACCCUAUGAAGGGUAAACAUAAGCAAUUGAUUAAGAGUGUGGUUGCCAGUGGACCAUUAGUUAAAUUGCACCCUGAUACUGAACCAAAUAUCAUUAUUAUGAAAUUACAAUCGGUUAUCAAUGCCUUAGUUCCCAGAUUGAAGAUUGAUUCCAAGCUUAAUUAUGAUCACAUUACGUCUAAUGAAGGCUGGAAGGAAUAUGUUCGUAAUCUGGGUAAAUUGAUUGGUACUAUAAGACAAUUCCACAAUAUGUUUGCCCGUGGAGCUCGUUUAUUGGAACCAAGUUAUGUUGCUACUUGGGAUCCUCUGAUUAGUUUAUUGGUUUUACAUGGAGAUGAUGAUCAUAUUAAUUGGGAUCGAUCAUCUCAAGAGUUUUUCAAAUUGUUGCCCAAAACUGUUGAUGCCAAAUACGAAUCUAUUCCUGGAGCAAAGCAUGCGAUUUUCAUUGAACUGGAAGAGAUCUUUAACUCUGUUUUCUCCAAGGUAGUCACAUUUCUUGACUCUCACUAA
Molecule: messenger RNA, 903 nt
Organism: Lizanozyma spartinae
Lineage: Eukaryota; Fungi; Ascomycota; Pichiomycetes; Serinales; Debaryomycetaceae
Product: acylglycerol lipase
Exons: 1
Coding region: 1-903 (300 amino acids)
Cellular component (GO): membrane
Molecular function (GO): lipase activity
Source: RefSeq, a predicted model, not a curated record